Molecule: messenger RNA, 7373 nt
Organism: Alligator mississippiensis (American alligator)
Lineage: Eukaryota; Metazoa; Chordata; Crocodylia; Alligatoridae
Gene: PHF20
Product: PHD finger protein 20
Exons: 21
Coding region: 444-3881 (1145 amino acids)
Biological process (GO): regulation of transcription by RNA polymerase II
Cellular component (GO): NSL complex; MLL1 complex
Source: RefSeq, a predicted model, not a curated record
GCCCGCAGGCUCCGGCGCCUCCCUUCACCUCGCGAUCACCCUGCGGUCCCGCCCCCGAGACCCGCCUCGCUCGCUAGCCCGCGGGGAGCCGGGAGGCCGCAGCCGUGGCGGCCAUUUUGUUGCGUUGCUUGGCCGGUGGCGCGGGCGUGUGUCCGGGUGCCCUUGUCUCUGCAGUUUGUCCCGUGCAGAUUCCUCGGGAAGGAGCCGGCAGCACCCAGGCCUCGUCAAGCCCCUUUCCGGGGCCGCCUGCGGGCGGGGGAGGCAGGCCGAGCCCAAUCCCGACCCGCACGCACCGCCCCCACAAAGUGGGGAGGGGAGGACUGGACCGGGCCGGGCGCCGUUCGUGGCCUCCCUGACUGCGGCGGCGGCCCGUGCGCGGGGCCGGGUCGCUCGGAGCUGCCGCGCGGACAGGGGAAUAAAAGCAGUGGUAUCGAUUUUGCAAAAUGACAAAACAUCCACCGAAUAGAAGAGGGAUCAGCUUUGAGGUGGGAGCCCAGUUGGAAGCCCGGGACAGAUUAAAAAACUGGUAUCCUGCCCACAUUGAAGAAAUUGAUUACGAGGAAGGAAAAGUGCUUAUUCAUUUCAAACGCUGGAACCACAGAUACGAUGAAUGGUUUUGUUGGGACAGUCCUUACCUUCGUCCCUUAGAGAAAAUACAGCUAAGAAAAGAGGGGUUACAGGAGGACGAAGGUUGUACUGGAUUUCAUAUAAAUGAUCAGGUAUUGGCUUGCUGGUCUGAUUGUCGUUUUUAUCCAGCCAAAGUCACUUCUGUUAACAAAGAUGGUACAUACACUGUAAAAUUUUACGAUGGAGUAGUUCAGACUGUCAAAAAUAUUCACGUCAAAGCUUUUUCCAAAGAUCAGAAUAUUGUUGGUAAUGCUAGGCCUAAAGAAAGAGGUAAUGAAAUCACUUCAUCUCCUGAAAAACGGGAGAAAUUUAAAGUACAAAGGAAAGCAGUUGAGAACGCUAAGGAGGACAAGGAUGAAAAGACAUUAAAGACUGAAAAAAGAUGUAGACAUUCUGAUAAAGAAGGAAAAUUAAUAGUCUUCUCAGAAAAAGGCAAGGUCUCUGAAAAGAGUAUACCAAAGAAUGGGAAAGAAGACAAAGAGAAUAUAUCAGAAAAUGAUAUGGAAUAUUCAAUAGACACACAAAUUGAGAAGAAGCCAGAAAAUGACAAUGUGAAGAUCCCACAAGAAGGCAUAAAAGAAACUAAAAGGAAACGUGGUAGACCACCUAUAACUCCGCCAACAGAGCAAAGUUCUCAGACCCUGCAGCCAAUAACAUUGGAAUUAAGACGUCGGAAAAUACCUAAAAUAGGUGAAGUUCCAUCAAAACGUCCUAGGGUUGAAAAAAACUUGGCUCAGGAAAAACUGAAAAGCUCUCCAGAUAACCACGAAAGAGACCAGAUUAGGAGACGAUCCUCAAGGCUCUCAUCCAGUGGAAGUCAUGACAUUUUAAACAUAGACUGUGUCACAACAACUCUAACAGAAAUUGGACCUUUGAAAGAUUCAGCAUGUAGCCUAAAGGAGCCUAAGAAAGAAAUUUCCAUUGAAUCUGAUGAAAACUUCUGUGAACAAACACCUGUAGCCUCUGGAGAUGUAUCACAUACCACAGCUCUUGAUGCAAAUAUUAGUUUACAAGAAAAAACAGUAGAUCCUGAGACUUCCUUCAUAACUGCUGAAACACAAGAGCCUUCUGCUGCUACAGUAACAAAAACUUUUAAGAGAGCAGAUGAUUUUAUUACACCAAAAACUGCAACUGUUGACCGAGAUCACAAGUUUAGAUGCAAGUUCUUGGACUGUUCAAAAUCAUUCCGCAAAGCCAAGCUGUUGCAUUAUCACAUGAAAUAUUUUCAUGGAAUAGAGAAGACACCAGAACCACAACAGAGCCCAAUAAAAAGAAAUAUUCAAACAAGAGGUUCUUUGGCCUCUGAAAAAGUGAAUCAGGAAAUGUCAAAUAGAAGGAGGACUACAUCUCGUUCAUUUUAUGGUCCUCUGCACAUAGCCUUAAGGAGUACCCCACAUAGAGGUGAAAAAGUAGAAAAGAGAAGAACUUCAGCUCCUUCCUCUGUAAAUUUAUUAAACAGUCACCGAUCUUCUCUUAGAGAGCAAAGCAAAGAAAAUCGAAUAGACAGAUCGCAUCGGAAAUAUCAAGACAAAGAAAGAACUGAAAAUGUUGUUAAAGACCAAAAGAAGAGCAAAGAGAAGAAAUCCAAAGAUUGUAUUAGAUCGAAGUCAAAGAAAAAGAAGAAAAAGAAAUCUAAGCCUGCAGGACGCGAGCAGGGGAAGGACGUCUCAAUUCCUCUCAAAGGCUCCUAUAUCUGUCUUGGAGUGUCUCUCCUAGUUCCUUUCCGUGAAUGCGUGCCCGAAGGCACCCUUGAAUACCCUGGCAGUGAAGAAAACAUUGACAUUUCCCAGGAACCUUCUCCCCCAAAAUCUGUCAACAUGACAAGAUACAAUUCUUCAAAUAAAUCAUAUACCCAGCUAAGUACACCACCUCUACAUGACUCUGAUUGUGGGCAUCAUAAAGAGAGAUUGAAAGUAAAUGUGAAGAAGUUUUUUCCUGAUAUCCAGUUGAAACCUACUUUCAAACCUACUUCAACUUCAAGCCAUUGGUCCAUGUCUGAGUUUCUGCAGCAAGAAAGAAAAGAUGUUCUCCUUCUUCUUUAUGGCAGCCCUUCAGACGAAGAGACCUUGAGUGAGUCGUCCACAGAUAGCUUGGUUUGGAGUGAAGAUGACUGCAGUCGGGACAUUGAUGUAACCACUAAUCCAGAUGAGGAUUUUGAUGAAGAAGAUAGUGACUUUGAGAUUGUUCGAUGCCUUUGUGAAUUGGAAGAAGAAAAUGACUUUAUGAUUCAGUGUGAAGAGUGUCUGUGCUGGCAGCAUGGAGUCUGUAUGGGUUUACUGGAAGAUAAUGUACCUGAGAAAUAUACCUGCUAUAUUUGCCAAGAUCCUCCAGGUCAGAGAUCCAGCUUAAAGUACUGGUAUGAGAAGGAGUGGUUAAGUAAUGGGCACAUGCAUGGCUUAGCAUUUUUGGAAGAAAAUUAUUCCCACCAGAACUCCAAGAAGAUAGUAGCCACUCACCAACUUCUUGGCGAUGUACAGAGAGUAAUAGAAGUUCUGCAUGGACUGCAGCUGAAGAUGAGCAUUUUACAAAACAAAGAACAUCCUGACUUAAAACUUUGGUGUCAUCCUUGGAAACCAUUUACAGUUGGUGAAAAAACUGCUACUAAACGCAUCAUUCACAUUGAAGAGGACUGCUACAAAGAAGAGACUACAAGUUAUAGAACUUUCAGUGGAACAGUUGAAAAACCCUCAACUGUUCCUUCUUUGGAGGAGUCUUAUAUCACUAGUGAACACUGUUACCAGAAACCUCGGGCCUACUACCCAGCUAUAGAGCAGAGACUGGUUGUGGAAACCAGGGGUUCAGCUAUGGAUGAUGGAACAAACCGAAUUAGAGAGAAUGGGGAUGAUGCCCUGUCAGAGAGAUUUGGAUGGGAUCUGAACAGAGAAAUAUGCAAGCUGGAGAAUGAGUCCAGACAUAAUUAUACCAAGGUUAGAGAAUGUGUUUCUAAGAAAUUCUCUUCGGAUGAAGCUAUUGAAAGAAAAUUGCUGGAAAAAGACAAGGAAGGAAUUGUAAGCUCGCAUCUACAGUGGCAGCUUAAUCUUUUAGCCCAUGUUGAAUCUCUGCAAGAUGAAGUUACACACAGGAUGGAUUUCAUCGAGAAAGAACUGGAUGUUUUGGAAAGUUGGUUGGAUUACACAGGAGAGCUGGAACCGCCAGAACCACUAGCUAGACUUCCACAACUAAAACAUUGUAUAAAACAGCUUCUUAUGGACCUAGGCAAGGUGCAGCAGAUUGCACUGUGUUCCUCAACGUGAGACAAGAAAGAUCUUGGAAAUUGCUAUUGAAUAUGAACAUGGAACAUACGAACAUGAGCACUGCUAUAUAUUUAAAUGAAAUAAGCAUGCUGAUUGCAUGUGAUGCAGAUUUCAGGGAUUUGUGAAAAAGUUUUACUGUUCAGAAAGCAGUAACAAACUAGGUUUUCCUUAUCUUUUGAUUGUUUGGGUUUAUUAGUUAACAACGUGGAAGGGGAUUUACCCUUGUUUUCAAAUGUUAGGAACAGGCUAAUAGAUUAUAGUAGUAGAUUUUUUUUCACUCUUUACAGGAAGUUUGUUGAAUGAUACUAUAAACUUUUUUGCAUAAUUAAAUGGAUUUAAAAUUGUGCCACUAAAGAACAGAGUUCUAAGAGCCAAAAAUGUUUAGGUGACACAGGUUAUAAAUUAUGUUCUAUAGAGUUUAUUUAAGUGACUUGUAUAGUGAUUGUUCAUGCUUUAUUCCUACUGGUUUAUGCAUAGCACAGUAUUUAAUCAAUAUGAGAUGUUACACCAAUUUUCAGGCAUAAUAAGUAUGAAUGUCCAACUCUUAUAAGCUGUUACAUGGAGGUUUGCAAGUAAUCCUGGCCUAAAGCCCCACUUCUGUUAUUUUAAAUAGAUGUACCAGAAGAUUGGAGUUGGGUUGCACUUACUUUCAUAGUAAACGAUUGCUUUCCAUGUUUAUCAUGGUAGUAUCCCAUAACUUUAUGGUACUGGGGAGACCCAUUUAUGGUAAUGAUUUUGUGUUUCUGAAUCUUUAAAUAUGGCCAAACUGUGCCUCCUGAACUAGUGCUAACAGGAUACUCUUGGGGGCAACCUAUGCUCUGUCUCUAAAAGAGGGGAGAUGCACUCAAAGUUCCAAUCUUCAGUAAGGUCUGAGUAGAUGUUAUGUCUGUUUUAUACCAACUUAAUAAUUGUCAUUCCAGUUUUAUUUUGAACUGUAGACUUUUUUCAAUAUUUUAGAUGUGCUCAUUGUAAAGACUCACUAUGAAUGUGUAGUUUUGGGAACUGGUUUAUUUUAUAUUUAUGCAAAUAAAACCUCAAUCUAUGCAUGAGGUACUGUCUCACAGACAGUGAGCUGGUAUUAUGUUAAAGAGUGUAUGUUUUUGAAGUCCCUUUUUAUACCUUAAGAAGUUUUAAUUUUCUGGUUUGUAUUAUUUAGACAUCAAGAUGAAAAUGCUGCUUAAGUUGAGGAUAUGCUAUACAAUACUUUUUGAAAUGUUGAUAUAUUGUAAGUAUUUGAGAUGUUAAAAGCCUUUUAACUGCAGAUUAUAGCUCCAUAAAUAAUAAGUGUUAUUUUAUGUUUUCCCCCACACCUCCUCCCCCCAAAUGUUGCUGCAUGUAACUUCACAAUGGAAAAUGAUGAUCUGUUUUGGUAUUGAGAGAGGGUAUCCUAAAAAAGGAUUUUUCUGUUAUCUUGAUUUUGCCUACAGUUCUGUUUAUGGUAGUUCCACCAAAGGUUAAAAUAGAAGCACAGUUGUAAUUGGAAAGCCCAUAAGUGUACACAUUUUAAUUAUGGACAUAUACAUCUGUAAUGUGCAUAUGCUGUAGAAAAUAAAGAUUUUAGUAUGUAAACUUGAAAUAGCCAAUAUUAUCAUAGGAGCAACAGUAUCUACAGUGAACAUUGUUACCAGUUUGUUUCUUUUCAAAAAUGGAAUAAGAUACUCAAGGUAGUAACUAAAGCUUCUUUACCAGCAUUCAUUUCAGGGAAUAGUUUGUCUCAGGGGGUGUGUCUACACAAGACAUUUACUGCACAGUUGACUAAUUAACUCUGCAGUAACAUCUCAUUGUCUACAUGUAUCCCCCUAUUAGGGCACACAAAAGUAAUAAACUCCACAGCAGGGUAGUACUUGUAAAAUACAAAUAUUACCCUGCUGCAGAAUCUUUUCAUACACAGCAGCGCAUGUGUAAAUGCUGCCCCAGCUGGCUGGGGCACAGGGUACUUCAGUGCGCAGCUAGCCAGCAGGCAGCCCCAAAACUGAAGCACCCUUGUGCCUCAGCCUGCUGCUCUGCAGCAUGUGGAGCCUGGUCAGAGCAGCCCUGGCUAAAAAGGGACCUGGGAAAUCAGCCAGCUCUGACUGGGCUUGUGCCUCACCCAGCCCUGCUGCAGCACAUGAAGCCCAGCUGGAGCAGCCCUGAGCUGGCAGGCUGACCCCCUGGGUCCCUUGCCAGCCCGGGCUGUACCAACCAGGGUUCACAUGCUGCGCACAAAUAAACUCUGGAGAAAUAUGGUCCAAAAUGUUUUGCUUCCAGGUGUAUAUUCAAACAGCAUGCCCAGGAGCAAAAAGCUCCAGAGCAAUAAGGGCCGGAGUUUAUUCAUGUGCAUUAAUCGCACGUGUAGAUGCACCCAGUUGUUGGCACUAAUUCUUAUACAAUUAAUUUGAUGAACAGCAGAACAAUAAGUUUAUUUUGCUGUAACAUGAUUGGAAUAAGGCUUAUAUUUAAAUAUAAAUUAAUUAAUUCUGAAAGGAAAAACAAAUGCUUAAGAUAUGUGUCAUUUUUCUAGGUGAUGUGAAUUAUGAUAAUACAUUGUGUUGCUCUACAAUAAACAGAACAACCAGAUGAUAAAAAUUAUAUCAGAACAAGGAGUUUAAGCAAUAGCUUCAAAGGGAUUUUUUGUUGUUGUUUUGUUACUGAGUUUUACCAGUAAAAUUAAUUCCUGUUUGAAAAUUAUAAAAUGAACUCUCAGACUAGGAAGUCAGUAUUAGGUACAAAUAAUAAAUCAACAUUCUUAAAGUUAAAGGGAGUAGAAUAAAUAAUCUCCUGAGUUGGCUUUCAUUUCAAAUAGAGUGUUCUCCUUUCCAAAUAACUGGUGUUGGUACAUUCAUUCUACUUAUUUUUGCCAGUAAAUUUUUGCUCAGGGCAAUAUUUAAGAGUAGCAGAAAAAGAAAAUUCCAUUGGGUGAAUUGAGUAUCAAGUACUGAAGUUUUGUUUUCUGCUAGCAGAUCAUUUAUGCAGUAGGAAGCCCAUUUAUAGUAAAGUCUGAAAACAUUUAUUUAAAAUAAAUUAGUGCUUGUCACAUUCAGAAAAGUUUCUGCAUUGUGCUCUGCCUUGGUUGUUUUAUCCCUCAUUUUGCAGGUUUUCUACAUUAAGCUGUAGUUUGGACCAACACUACUUUGGUCUGGCAAGUCACUUUUUUUGUUUCUUUUUGAAUCACUGGUAAGCAAAUACAACAUGGAGCCUUGAUGAAAUGAGCAAACAUUGCACUGUGGAUGCAUAAGUAUAUUUGUCUUUGUUUAUGCACUAUUAGAACCGAGAGCGCUGUAUAUAGAAUUUUGCUUUGGAGCAAUAUUUGCAAAACUUGAAAAAUUCUGUAUCUUGGUGUUUGAAAUAAAUAAAUAGGUUUUUGUUGGAUAAGUCUUAUUAAAGUCUAUUUGUUUGAAUGUAAUGAAUAUUCAAGGUAGUAACACAUUUAAAAGGUCAUUUUUAGUAUUUUUUCUUCACUGUUAACGUUGAGAUUGUUAGGGUAUCAAGAAUAAUAAAUAUUAACUGACAUUA